AUGAUACUUGCAUCUUCCUUGCCCUCAAAUUGCCAACCUGAAGAGGCUCGUCUAUAUCCUUGUUCAUUGAAUUGUAUACCAAAUUUCGAUGACAUCACCUUUUAUCUUGUCGAAAUAAUUACUGGAGAGGUGUGUGAUAAGCGUACUUAUAAAAAUGAAUGUAUACAUUUAUCAUAUCACUCUGGCGUUAGUUUUAUUGGCAAUUUAUUUUCUAUCAUGUCAAUCCAGAAUCAGAUAAUUCAUAUUUUACAUAUCAAGGAUGAUGGUCACUUUGUUGAUGUACAAGAUAUAGGAUGGUUGAAUUAUGACGAUGACCAACUUGUGUUGGCUCAAUAUCGAAAUUUUGACGCCCAAUUUCAGAUUAACAAAAGGACAAUGGUCAACCCAAUUCUUUAUAAAAACGCGACAUCAGAAAUUAUGGAGUUGGAUGAAGAGAAAUUAGAAUUGCCAUCAUUAGAUUCUGCGUUAUCAGCUUAUUCAUUCAGUAGUCCAAUGGAUAAUAAAGUUCCUUCAAGCUCUUUCAUUGGCUCUAGACAAAAUUCUAUGCAAGGUAUUUCAGAACUAUUAUCGACACCCCCUACUGAAAAGGAUGUCGCUCCAAUUAGUGGUAUCAAACAAAGACUGCUCACUUAUUUAUUUAAAAAAGCUUAUGAUAUUGAUGACGGUGGUUUAGCUUUACGUCACUUUUAUCAGAUAUUCGGACAACUUUCCUCACUUGUCAUGUGGAAAAUCCAAUUUAUCGAUGAAUCCAGAUUUCUUAUUAAAUUUGGAAAUGUCGAUUGCGUUACCGGACAUCACAAUGAUGGUGCAUCACAUACGGCUUUUUUUGUUAUAUAUAAUUUUCUUACAACUGAAGUAAUUUCAGUUUUUGAUAAUGCGUCUGAAGAAUUUCUCACUGAAUAUGAAACUUUAUGUGAUGUUCUUCAACAAGUCGCUUUCAAUGAACCUUUUUCAUUUAACUCUGCCUACUCGAAUAAUAUUUAUGCUAGAGAGAAUUUCAGAAAAUAUUUGUAUUCAAUUAGACAUGCUCGAAACGGAGGACCAUUUCAAGCUGUAAAGCGAGUUCUUGCAUCAUUACCUUAUGGUCCCCAGACGUGUAGCGAAAGUCCUUACUUCGAUCAUGCUUUGUUUUCCUAUGAUGAUAAAACAAUAUCUGCUUUUGAUAGGCCUAGACCUUGUUAUGAAAACGUUGCCAAGUUUUAUUCAAGAGAGACUAAAGAGUUGAAAUUUAAAAUUGUAUUUGGAUUGCCAGAUAGAAGUAGUAAUCGAAUUAAGUGA
This is a messenger RNA of Cetraspora pellucida, 1278 nucleotides long. Lineage: Eukaryota; Fungi; Glomeromycota; Glomeromycetes; Diversisporales; Gigasporaceae. The record is from the annotation of a GenBank genome assembly.